Sturnus vulgaris (Common starling) is the source of this 1143-nucleotide messenger RNA. Its product is annotated as acrosin-like. The record is from RefSeq and is a predicted model, not a curated record. Gene Ontology annotation, molecular function: serine-type endopeptidase activity. Lineage: Eukaryota; Metazoa; Chordata; Aves; Passeriformes; Sturnidae. Gene Ontology annotation, biological process: proteolysis; acrosome reaction.
AUGGAUGGGCUCGGCCUCCUCGUCCUGCUCACCGUGGCCGGGCUGGUGCACGGAACAUGGGACAACUGCGGAGUGAGCUGCGGGCUCCGAGCUCUGCCACCUCUCUACAGUCUUAUACCUAAUGACUAUGGCAACAUGUCUUAUGAUGUGACACGUGUCGUGGGUGGCGCAGAUGCCCUGCCAGGGUCUUGGCCCUGGAUCGUCAGUAUCCAGCACCCUUGGGUACCAGAUCUGAGGCAUCUGUGUGGAGGGUCCCUCAUUGGCCACCAGUGGGUCCUCACGGCAGCUCACUGCUUUGACCAGAUCACGAAUAUCAACAUGGUGUAUGUGGUGAUUGGGGCCACCCAGUUGACUCAGCCAGGCCAUGAGGUACAAGUGCGCCAUGUCAAGCAGGUGCUGAUACACUCGUACUACAAUGCGGACAACAUGAGAUACGAUAUUGCCCUGAUGGAAUUGGACCAUCCUGUUGAGUGCAGCCCCUACAUCCAGCUGGCCUGUGUGCCCGACGCCACACUGAUAGUGUCAGAGCUGCAAAACUGCUGGGUGGCUGGCUGGGGUUACACUACUGCAAGAGCUCCAAAAUCAAGCGAUCACCUGCAGGAGGCCAAGGUCCAGCUCAUCGAUCUCCAGCUCUGCAACAGUAGCCACUGGUACGCAGGGAAAAUCCACACCCACAACUUGUGUGCUGGUUACCCAGAGGGCAACAUCGACACCUGCCAGGGUGACAGCGGUGGUCCUCUCAUGUGCCAAGAGAAAAACAGUGACUACUGGUGGGUCAUUGGUAUAACCAGCUGGGGGAAAGGCUGUGCCAGGGCAAGGCGGCCUGGAGUCUACACUUCCACUCAGUACUUCUUUGACUGGAUCCUGUACCUGAUGAGCCUGAGCCCAGAUGGAAGUUCCACUCCAACAUCACGGGCAUGUAGUCAUUAUUUGACCACUUCACACCCCUGGCUUUUUUAUAUUACCACGCGACAACCCUCUCAGAAGCCAUGGCCAAGACCAACUCUCUCUCUAAAACCAAUGCCAGUACCAACAACAUUGGGCAAAGUUAACUCCUGCCCAUUUCCCAUCAAGAUUCUGGUGGAAUUCUUUACUCAAAUGAAGAAACUCCUUGAGCAGAUCUUUGGGCAAAGCACAUCUUAA